CUUCCUUUAAUCACAAUGACAAGAAAAGUCAUUGGUAUUACUUCUACAUUCUUAACUAAUAUCUUCUCCAAACCAUCACGACUCCAAUCCAAACAUGAAUGCUUUAGUGUGAAAGCUUUUCCAUGGUCAACUAUACCCCAAGGUCUCGAUCCUAAAAAAGAUUUUCGAGUAGCUUUUAUUACCAGCAAGAAAAAACUUAGUAAACUGGCAGUUCAUCGGAAUAGAGCAGAACGAAGAGUGAAAGCUAGUGUGUCUAUAGUAUUUCCUGAUAUGGCUCCAAAAGGUUAUGAUUAUAUUAUUUAUAUAUUACCUUCCUCUAUACCAAUCAAAUGGGAAAAGUUACAAAGCCAAGUGGUUCAAGCUGCCUCAAGGAUACAUCAUCUUUCAAGAAAUGAAACAAUCAAAUCCUCUCGAUCUCGAACUACCCAAUUGUAAUAAUUUUAGCAUAGCAUAUAGCAUUUGUAUAUAUAUUGAAUAAAAACGCCGCCACACCUUUGUCUUUUUU
Messenger RNA from Halteromyces radiatus, 505 nucleotides. RefSeq lists its product as uncharacterized. The coding region runs from base 16 to 435 and encodes 139 amino acids. Gene Ontology annotation, molecular function: tRNA binding; ribonuclease P activity. NCBI's taxonomy places the organism in Eukaryota, Fungi, Mucoromycota, Mucoromycetes, Mucorales, Cunninghamellaceae. The transcript is spliced from 2 exons. The record is from RefSeq and is a predicted model, not a curated record. Gene Ontology annotation, biological process: tRNA processing.